Messenger RNA from Dermochelys coriacea (leatherback sea turtle), 557 nucleotides. It is a transcript of the gene ATP5MJ, whose product is annotated as ATP synthase membrane subunit j. Gene Ontology annotation, cellular component: mitochondrion. The record is from RefSeq and is a predicted model, not a curated record. NCBI's taxonomy places the organism in Eukaryota, Metazoa, Chordata, Testudines, Dermochelyidae. The transcript has 5 exons. The coding region runs from base 149 to 442 and encodes 97 amino acids.
AGUCGGGGGUGCCGUGGGGACGGCAGGGCAUCGGGCGGGCUUUUUGGCAAUUGGCAGUGGGCUGAGCGGGUUUCUCCCGGCAGGGGGCGCAACAAGAGACAGGGCGUUGAGAAGCGCGGGUUCCUUUGCAGGGAUUGCCGUGCGGGAGAUGUUACAAUAUUUUACUAGGACAUGGAGCAACAUGAGGAUUUAUUACACUAAGGUUUACCAGGAAAUAUGGGUUGGGUUGGCCUUAACCACCUACGCCUAUUACAAAAUUUCCUUUGGAGGUAAAAAAGCAGUGGCGGACAUUAAAAUGAAAAUACCUCCCAUUGCACUGUACGGCAAUAACUACUUACCCCCACAUAAAGAUAUCUUGAAUUUAGAGAAUCCUCUGUUCCUGGCCAUCAUUAAAUGGCUCUUCGCUGAGUAUGCAUUCCAUGACCUGUCAUCUCUGCUAUAAAUGAAGCAAGCUACCAUCGUAGGGAAGUUAGUUGGACCGCAUAAGCAUUGUACAGUCCUACAACUGUAUAUAAUCCACUGUACUACAUAGGAGGAAUAAAUGUGUUGAGCAAGAA